AUAGCUAUUCUGAUUAGUCCUACAAUUCCUCACUAUCAAUCCUCCUGCAUUCUCUUUUUCUUCAACAUCCAAGCCCCCCUGCAAUCUUUUUCUUUGCUCACCUCUUCUGAGUUUUGAGCCAACCCUGCAAGCCUGCAUUCAUCAAGUUUGGUUUAUUGCUCUUUGCAUUUUCUUUUUCUUAUGGGGAACUGUUGUUCCCAAGAGAAUCCAGCAGAUGAUGCUGCACCAGGAGGAGAUUCUCAAGAUAAUGUUAACAAAACAAACCAAGCACCUAAAGCAAAUCCUUCGUCGAAUCCUGCUAGUAAAGGCCAGUCUAAUCCCAAGCCUAUAGGACCGGUGCUAUGCAGGCCAAUGGAGGACAUUAAGGCAACUUACUCCAUGGGUAAAGAACUCGGAAGAGGCCAGUUUGGCAUCACAUACAUUUGUACUCAUAAACAAUCAGGGGAGCAAUUCGCGUGUAAAACUAUAGCCAAAAGAAAGCUGGCUGUUAAAGAGGAUGUGGAGGAUGUUAGGAGGGAGGUUCAGAUUAUGCAUCAUUUAACAGGACAGCCUAAUAUUGUGGAACUUAAGGGUGCUUAUGAGGACAAGCAUUCUGUGCAUUUGGUCAUGGAGUUGUGUGCUGGUGGAGAAUUGUUUGAUCGGAUCAUUGCCAGAGGACAUUAUACCGAAAGAGCUGCAGCUUCCUUGCUACGGACCAUUGUGCAGAUUGUUAAUACUUGUCAUAUGAUGGGAGUCAUUCAUAGGGAUCUCAAGCCUGAAAAUUUCUUGCUUUUGAAUAAAGAUGAGAAUGCACCUCUCAAGGCUACAGAUUUCGGGUUAUCAGUUUUCUACAAGCAAGGAGAUGAGUUUAAAGAUAUAGUUGGUAGUGCAUAUUAUAUCGCGCCAGAAGUUUUAAAGAGGAGAUAUGGACCGGAAGUUGAUAUCUGGAGCAUUGGGGUCAUGUUAUAUAUUCUUUUGAGCGGCGUUCCUCCAUUUUGGGCAGAGUCUGAGCAUGGGAUAUUCAAUGCCAUCUUGCGUGGCCAUGUUGAUUUUUCCGGUGAUCCGUGGCCUACAAUUUCACCUCAAGCAAAAGAUCUUGUCAGGAAGAUGUUGACAGUAGACCCCGGACAAAGGUUGACAGCGGCUCAAGUUCUCUCUCAUCCUUGGAUUAAGGAGGAUGGAGAAGCACCUGAUACGCCUCUUGACAAUGGUGUCGUUAGCAGACUGAAACAGUUCAAAGCAAUGAACGAGUUCAAGAAAGUUGCUCUUCGGGUUAUUGCUCAGUCUCUAUCAGAAGAAGAGAUCAUGGGGUUGAAACAGAUGUUUAAGAACAUGGACUCUGACAAUAGUGGCACCAUAACUCUGGAGGAGCUAAAGCAAGGGUUUGCACAACAAGGGUCAAAGCUGUCAGAAUAUGAAGUUAAGCAGUUGAUGGAAGCUGCUGAUGCUGAUGGGGACGGUACUAUCAAUUAUGACGAGUUCAUCACAGCAACAAUGCAUAUGAACAGAAUGGACAAAGAAGAUCAUCUCUACACUGCAUUCCAAUACUUUGAUAAAGAUAAUAGCGGGUAUAUUACUAUUGAAGAACUUGAACAUGCUUUAAGAGAGUUCGGCAUGAAUGAUGAAAAGAACAUCAAGGAAAUCAUAUCAGAAGUCGACGGUGACAAUGAUGGUCGGAUCAACUACGACGAAUUUGUGGCCAUGAUGAGGAAAGGUCAACAAGAUGGUGAAGCAAACCUUAAAAAACGACGCGAAUCAUUUGUUUUAACAUGAAUUAUGCCAUAAAAGUAAGGACUACACACCAUGCUGCAUCACUUAUAAUGCUGCAGAGUAUGAUGAUGCUCGAUAAUGUUGAUAAUCACAAGAAUCUUCUCUGAUCAAAUCACGCAGAAGGUUAUGGAGAGUGAGGAACUGUAUACAAGAAGUUGGGAUAGUUAGUUUUUACAUGUUGAAGGAUUGGAUGAUCCUUAGUAAUGGUUAGGAACAAAAGUGUAUAAUACUUUUCUAGUAAGAUUAGAUUUAGAUAUGAGUAUAUCAUUCAUGUAAAAGUGCAUAUACUUGUACAUCUACACUGCUUAAAUAUCACUUCUACUAUCUGUAUACAGUUUUGCAUUACCCUCAACAAA
Daucus carota subsp. sativus is the source of this 2105-nucleotide messenger RNA. RefSeq names its product calcium-dependent protein kinase 17. Bases 181 to 1752 code for a protein of 523 amino acids. Gene Ontology annotation, cellular component: cytoplasm; nucleus. The record is from RefSeq and is a predicted model, not a curated record. Gene Ontology annotation, biological process: protein autophosphorylation; peptidyl-serine phosphorylation; intracellular signal transduction. Gene Ontology annotation, molecular function: calcium/calmodulin-dependent protein kinase activity; calmodulin binding; calcium-dependent protein serine/threonine kinase activity. Lineage: Eukaryota; Viridiplantae; Streptophyta; Magnoliopsida; Apiales; Apiaceae. The transcript has 8 exons.